This is a messenger RNA of Eimeria tenella, 309 nucleotides long. RefSeq lists its product as uncharacterized. The coding region runs from base 1 to 309 and encodes 102 amino acids. The transcript has 4 exons. NCBI's taxonomy places the organism in Eukaryota, Apicomplexa, Conoidasida, Eucoccidiorida, Eimeriidae. The record is from RefSeq and is a predicted model, not a curated record.
AUGCAAAACUGUACGCCGGCUCAGGUUAUUGAAAGGGAUCUGCAGAUACAAGAGAGGGAAAAGCUCUUCGUGCAACUCAAGACGGCGCUCAACAAGCAACCUGGAGUUGAGGUUUUCGCUCAAAUGCAGACUCUACAAGCGGCGGUAAAAAGCCGCUAUAUUGACGGAAGACGGAUUGAAGCAGGCGAACAGCAGAAGGAGCAGCAGCUUCAGGAACAACCGGCAGACGAAGCCUCUCGAACUGAUACAUUCUUUUCCUCCAGCACUUUUGAGUACCUCACAGGGGGCGCCUCUAGCAUUCAGAGCUGA